This is a messenger RNA of Mytilus californianus (California mussel), 7690 nucleotides long. Its product is annotated as UDP-glucose 4-epimerase-like. Lineage: Eukaryota; Metazoa; Mollusca; Bivalvia; Mytilida; Mytilidae. Gene Ontology annotation, biological process: beta-D-galactose catabolic process via UDP-galactose, Leloir pathway. The transcript is spliced from 14 exons. Bases 86 to 1126 code for a protein of 346 amino acids. Gene Ontology annotation, cellular component: cytosol. The record is from RefSeq and is a predicted model, not a curated record. Gene Ontology annotation, molecular function: UDP-glucose 4-epimerase activity.
UUUCGUAUGUACACUGUAAAAGUUGACACGACAGCGGACGAGACAGGUGCUUGAGUGCACGUAAGCUGAGUUUUGUUGUAAAAAAAUGUCAAGUGGAUGUGUUUUGGUGACAGGAGGAGCUGGCUUUGUUGGCACCCAUUCUGUCAUAGAACUAGUCAAUGCAGGAUAUUCUGUUGUUGUUGUAGACAACUUUGUUAAUGCUAGCCAUGAAAGUUUGAAAAGAGUUGAGGAAAUAUGUGGUGCAAAAAUCCCAAUCUUCUCUGUAGAUUUAACAGACAAACAAGCUUUAGCAGAUUUAUUUAAAAAGCACAAGUUUACCAGCGUUAUACAUUUUGCUGGUCUGAAAGCUGUAGGAGAGUCCUGCGAAUUACCACUACUUUACUACAAAGUGAACAUAGGAGGGACAACUAAUUUACUAGAGGUUAUGAAAGAAAACAAUGUAAAGAAUCUGAUAUUUUCAAGUUCAGCUACAGUAUAUGGUACACCAGAAUAUUUACCUUUAGAUGAGAACCAUCCAACAGGGGGAUGUACAAACCCAUAUGGCAAAACAAAAUACUUCAUAGAAGAAAUAAUGAAAGAUCUGUCUAAAUCAGACCCUGAAUGGAACAUUGUUAUAUUGCGUUACUUCAAUCCAGUAGGUGCUCACAAAUCAGGAAAGAUUGGAGAAGACCCUCAAGGUGUUCCAAAUAAUUUGAUGCCAUAUUGUGCUCAGGUAGCUGUUGGAAAGAGAAAGGAGAUAAAUGUUUAUGGCAACGAUUAUGACACACCAGAUGGCACUGGAGUCAGAGACUAUAUACAUGUUGAAGAUAUAGCAAUUGGACAUGUUGCAGCACAGAAAAAAAUUGAAGAAUGCUGUGGUCUUAAGAUAUACAAUUUAGGGACAGGACAAGGCUAUUCUGUGAUGGAUAUGAUUAAUGCAUUAAGUAAAGCUGCAGGUAAACCAGUACCCCACAAAAUAGCAGAGAGAAGGACAGGUGAUAUAGCAUCAUGUUAUAGUAAACCAGACUUGGCUGCUAAGGAAUUAGGAUGGAAGGCAACCCGAGGUUUAGAUGAAAUGUGUGAAGACUUAUGGAGGUGGCAAACUAUGAAUCCUGAUGGUUUCAAUUCAAACGGACCUAAAAGUUAACAGAUAUAUUUCUAAGCAAAUCCUAGGCAGCUAGGCUAAUUAUCUGUGAUCAAAAGGGGAAUGAUUUCUCAUGUAGACUGGGUAUAAUUUGGUAUUAAUUUAAUGGUUAGUGUUCUGUGAAAUUACAAAUAAAUCAGUAUAUCUUGAGGGGAUCAAAUGUAGAAUAUCUAUAAUAAGUAUAAUCAUAUGUAACCUGGGAAGCUUUGUAGUAAUCAUAGUUGUGGACAAAAGGAAUCUUAAUUUGUGAUUGAAAAAAUUAAAUGAUUUUCUUAUAAAAAUGAUAUCAGCAUUAUAUUUAAUAAUUGUGAAAGUAUUAUUAUUCAUUUUUUAGCUCACCUGGCCCAAAGGGCCACGUGAGCUUUUCUCAUCACUUCAUCAAAUUUGACCAAACUUGGCCACAAUCAUCAUUGGGGUAUCUAGUUUAAAAAAUGUGUCCGGUGACCCGGCCAACCAACCAAGAUGGCCGCCAUGGCUUAAAAUAGAACAUAGGGUUAAAAUGUAGAUUUUGGCUUAUAUCUCUGAAACCAAAGCAUUUAGAGCAAAUCUGACAUAUGGGGUAAAAUUAUUUAUCAGGUCAAGAUCUAUCUGCCCUGAAAUUUUCAGAUGAAUCGGUUGUUGGGUUGCUGCCCCUGAAUUGGUAAUUUUAAGAAAAUUUUGCAGCUUUUGGUUAUUAUCUUGAAUAUUAUUAUAGAUAGAGAUAAACUGUAAACAGCAAUAAUGUACAGCAAAGUAAGAUCUACAAAUAAGUCAACAUGACCAAAAUUGUCAAUUGACCCCUUAAGGAGUUAUUGCCCUUUAUAGUCAAUUUUUUACAAUUUUCAUAAAUUUUGUAAAUUUUUACAAAAUAUUUUCCACUGCAACUACUGGGCCAAGUUCAUUAUAGAUAGAGAUAAUUGUUCAGUAAAGUAAGAUCUACAAACACAUCACCAUCACCAAAACACAAUUUUGUCAUGAAUCCAUCUGUGUCCUUUGUUUAAUAUGCACAUAGACCAAGGUGAGCGACACAGGCUCUUUAGAGCCUCUAAUUUUAUUUUAUUAUUCCCCCACCCGAUAGCUGUCAACUGACCCGUAUUCUGUGGGUCCCACCCGAGAAUUUCCCCCUCACACUGGAUUUUUUAAAUGCCCAGCCGGGUAUUCAAAUAACCCGGGAUUUCAGAAAAUGACCUGUUUUCACCCGUAUUUCUGACCGAUAUUGUUUCCGGUAUUUAGAAGUCAAAUAUACUUUCGGUUUUCGUGUUUGUCCUUUGAAAAGGUAAACAAUUGAAAUUAGAAUUUGCUUAUUUACCAUGCCAAUGAAAGCUAUCAAAACAUUACAUUUGAUUGAAAAGUAACAAUUCGAGGAUUGUUUGUUAAUUGUACCCCAUAAAGUUGAAUCCAGUCAAGCUUGACAUACAAUUCUAUGUCCUGAUUAAAAGAUUUACCGUUUGCAAAUAUCCGCAAUCCUGUAAAAAUCAUUCUAAAACAAUUUGAACCUUUUAAUACAUUUCUGUUGGAGAGAAUAAUUUUGUUAUCACUUAAAUGUAAAAGCUUUAAAUCAAAUCCAUAUGCUCUAGAUAUUACACUGAAAGGAAACACACCAACUUCUUUCUAUUUAUCUUCCUCCUGUGUAUAGGAGCUAGCACAUUAGCUAUAAUUGAUUUCUAAUUACAUGUAUAGCUGGGGUUUAUGACAUUCAUUAAUAAAAAGAAGUAAACUAGUGUGAAUAAAACAAUAAAAGGGCAUUGCUUUAGAAAGAUAUUUAAUUAAUGAUAAAUAUUUAUAUACUUAACAAAUACAAAGUAAUUAUUUUUAGGAAACUCAGUGGUACAUGUAUAAGUUAAAGUAUAUAAAAAAAAACUCUCAACACUAAAAUUGGACAGAAAAAGUUCGUACGGGUUAUGACCUGACAUUUUUUUCUUCAAUGCAGGUCAUGACCUGCAUUUUCAGUUUCAGAGGUUGACAGGUAUGCCCCACCCUAGGAGUGGGUUAAAUUGCAAACACCUUGUCAUCUGUUUGUCCAACACAAAUAUUUUCCUUACACAUUUCUUAGGAUGGAACUUAUAAAAAUAAUAGUUUUAACUGUCGAAUUUUUCAAUAUGGUGAAUGAACUAAAUAUUUUGUUCACACAUUUCUCCAGUAAUGCUUAACAGAAUGACGUCAUAUUUAGCUAGCUGCUUGACAGUAAUGAGUUGUAAUAUGUGAGCACUUUUCGGAUCUGUUAGACAUCUACUUUCUGUUUGCCGAUACUUUUGAAUUACAAGUAGCAGUAAGCUUAGCAUAAUUAAAAAAAUAUAUAAUGAAGUCUAAAGGUGAAGAAUUGGGGAAACAUUUGUAUUCAUUUGAGAAGAAUACCAUAUUUGGGCAUAAUUUCAAUUAUGUGGAGGUUAUUUCCCAUUAAACAAAAAAUCAAAGAAUAAGUUAAAAUUUUAUUUGAAGUUGAUAAAAAGGUUAUUAUCUUUUGACAUCAGCAAAUAUAAUUGGAUGUGAAUGUCUUAGUAAUUUUCAGAUAAAAGGCCUGUUCCAGUAUUGUGACCACAACUGAUCCAUUUUUUUUAUUUCGGUAUACUUUGGACCAAAUCUUACACCUGCAGCCCUUGCCCUUUUUAGUUUUAUUUACCUAGAUGAAAUACAUUUCAUGUUCAUUUGUAUUGUGCCAAAUAUUUUGCACUUCAAGAAAAGAGUCAAGUUGACAUCUACGAAUAAUAAUACUUUUUUUUAUUAAACAUGUAUGUAUUAAUUAAGUGCUUCCUUAACUUAUUAUAUUCCUUUUGUGGCCAAUGUUUACACACUUAUUAUAUUUCAUUUACAUUUAUUAACCAUGAUUUAUGUAUUGAGGUUUGUACACAUAAUAUUGUUCUGUAAACUAAUUUUAAUGUGACAGAAAUAUGGGAUGUAAUUUGUUCAUAUGUAAAUGUAUUCAAAUACUAGUCUAAAUCAACCUGGCUUUGUCUCAUGCUUGAUGACAAUCAGUGAAUGUAUGUUUUUUUCUUUGUAUAGUCCCUUUUUUAUUAAUUUGGUGUUCAUGUGUCCUAUCCUUUGUUAUAAGACACUUCAAUCCCUCUGUACAUUUUUUAUUUCAAAAUAUCUGUUAUUGAAUAGAUAUUUAUGAAUUUUUUUUCAUUUCCUCUAUAAAUUUUUGAUUUCAUAAUCAAGACUAAUAUAACAGAACUGAUGUUUUAAAACUUGUGUAAUCUGGCUCUCUCCAUCUUAAACUUUGGACAAGCCUAACAUCCACAAAUCCUUCUGUUUCAGAAAGGAAGAAAGAUGACAAUAGGUUCUGUAAAUGCUAUUCAGCUAUUGUAAUCAUGGCUCAUUUCAGGGUAUGCCAAACAUCAGAUUAUUUAGGUAUUGUAUUUACCCCUUGAUUUAAAUCUGUAUGUGGAUUUAUGAGGAGAGAAUUAGGCAAUGGUCUGUCAAUACUAUAUUAUAUUUCAGUUGUUCUUCCCAUGAUAAUUUUGUUUGAUUGUAGAUAGUACAGUAGCAAUUUGUACUGUUUUCAUGCUCCCAAAAGAACAAAAAUCAAAAUUUUGGAAACUGAAUUAAUAAAGCAAUUCAUAUCAUAAAAAUCAGAUAAAAGUAGAAAAAAAUAUUUUGUGACAAACAAAACAAAUGGAUUAUUUUGAAAUUAUUAAUUUGUCAGUAUACUGAGUUUAAUUUGAUAAUGAUUGUUUGUUUGUUUGAAGUCAGAACUUUAUUCCAAACAAUUUUCAAUUUCUAUAGAUUAAAUAACCUGCCAAUAGCUAUAUCUUUAGUUUUUUUUUAAACAAAAGAAAAUUUAGUUUUGAUAAUUCUACACUAAUUCUAACCAAUAGUACUAUUUUAAAAGGUUUCAUAAAAUUAAUAUAACAAAUAUAUACAUAUAUAUAUGAAAACUUGACAAUAAACAAACAUUGUUUACCAUCUGUUAGAAUUAUUUGUAACGGACGAACAACAUGUCACAACGAAAAAAUCAUUAUUCUUUAUUUACAUAUUAAAAAGAAUGACUGAAAAUUUCAAAAACUUUAUUAUUAUGACCAUGCUGACUUGUCAGAGGUGCCCUUUUAUAUUCACUCUUUCUGUUUUUCAGUGCUUUUACGUCAUAGGAUAAGUCAAGAUUGCCUCAGUUGAUUGUCCUAAUAUUUAUGAAUAGUGUUACUACCUAUAAAAGGUGAAAUGUGUUAAAAACUUAGUUAUUUGUUAUAAAAUUUUGAGACACCUCUUUUGUUGCUUAAAUAUCACCAAAAAUUGGUAUACAGCAGUGUGUGAACCCAUGUUAUGUAAUUGCUAGCAUAUUGCUAAUUUGAAUAAUGAAUAUGUCACCAGAUUCGUUGUUAAUUUGAAGUAAAAUCAGAUUUCAUUAUUUUUUAGUUUUUAUUUUAAUUAGAUGAAAAAAAAUUGUUAUUGGUUGUUGAAAUGAAUUUUGAACUACAAUCAGGUAAUCUUUCAAAUAUUCAUUAGUUUGUGAUCACAUCAACUUGAAACUUCGUACACAUGUUCAUUACGAAGUGAACUUUUUGAUAUAUAUAUAUGUAUAUGCAAAAUUAGGGAUGUGACGAAGAUUUCAGAGUUCACUGAACAAUGAAAAAAGAUAGUGUAAACGAGUAUGAUGCCCUGUUGACACAUAUUCAUGAUUUUUUUUUCAAUUUUGUGCAUUCAAAAGCUAGAUAUUUUAAAAGCUGUCCUUUUAUGUGCCCUUCCAAAGAUAAAUUUGUCACUUUAUAUUUACAAUACUAUGAAGUAUUUUUGGGCAAACUUCACAUAUUUACCCAUUAUUCUAAUGCUUAUUUUAUUUAUUUUUCGAUAUUUCAUUUCUAAAUGUCAGAUAUAGCCUUUAAUACACCAGCUCUAUUACAUCAUUACACAAGCUAUGAUUUAAUAAAUUAUAUAAAUGUAGAUAGGAAAAAAGUGAAAAUAAGUGGCAUGUGUGUUCAACUUUGAACAUUCAACGUUCAAUCUUAAUUAGCUAGGAUUGCCAAUUUUUCUGCUGAAGGUCAGUGGUAUUCCUCUUGGCUUGUCGGCUUCUUCCACUAAUAAAAAAUGACCACCACGAUAUAGCCAAUAGUGCUGAAAGUGGCAUUAAACACAAAUCAAUCAAUCAAUUAAAGAAUAUUUUUACAUUUUUUGUGUUUAUAUUUUUAAGAAUUAAAAGUUUUAUGUAUUAUGAAAUGUUGUUAUUGAUUUAACAGUUUUGUUUUGAAUGACCACCAAGUUAUGCAAUGUCAUUAUUUUAUAUGGAUAUAUUGUUAUUAUAGUAUAUGGAGACAUUGUGUUAUUGUAUAGUAAAGGGAUACUAUAUUUCUGCUACAUUUUCUGUUGGUGUACUUGUACUUAAAUAUGUAAUACAAUAAAGAAAUUUCCAAUGAACAAAUAAAAGCUUUCAUUGGGCUGGACAUUUCUAUUUCAGGUGCAUAAGUGAUAACGUUCUUUAAUAUAGAUUACAAUAUUUAAAAUUUGGAAUUAACCCAGAAACUUAAUAAGUUUUAUUCAAUAUUAUUUUUUUAUGGUAAUCUCAAGUAGGAAGUUAGAUAUGUUUUUAUAAUCCUGUCAUAGACUGGAGGUAUUAUGGUAUACUGUUUAUAAUCCUGUCAUAGACUGGAGGUAUUAUGGUAUACUGUUUAUAAUCCUGUCAUAGACUGGAGGUAUUAUGGUAUACUGUUUAUAAUCCUGUCAUAGACUGGAGGUAUUAUGGUAUACUGUUUAUAAUCCUGUCAUAGACUGGAGGUAUUAUGGUAUACUGUUUAUAAUCCUGUCAUAGACUGGAGGUAUUAUGGUAUACUGUUUAUAAUCCUGUCAUAGACUGGAGGUAUUAUGGUAUACUGUUUAUAAUCCUGUCAUAGACUGGAGAUAUUAUGGUAUACUGUUUAUAAUCCUGUCAUAGACUGGAGGUAUUAUGGUAUACUGUUUAUAAUCCUGUCAUAGACUGGAGGUAUUAUGGUAUACUGUUUAUAAUCCUGUCAUAGACUGGAGGUAUUAUGGUAUACUGUUUAUAAUCCUGUCAUAGACUGGAGGUAUUAUGGUAUACUGUUUAUAAUCAAUAAUAUAUAAUAAAUAAUCAUAAUCAUAUUAUGUUGCUAUUAAGGGUGUUUGCUACCAGGUUUUUAAAUUAUCUUCUAUAGUUUGUAGUCCUUCUCAGAUUUUCUUAAGAUAUACAUUAACAUUUUUAGCUCUGUAACACCUAUAUUUGUUAAUAUUUCUUUAAAUCUUCCUUUUCAAAUACACUUCUGGUCAAAUAUUUGGAAAUCUUGUUAUUUCAAAUAUUUUUUUCGUGCAGUUUAAUGUUCAUUUUAUCCCUUUGAUUUCAUAGGAAAAAUCAAAAGAUAUAUUUUUUUGCCAAAAAUUUUAAUUUUGCAAAUGAUUGUAUCACAAAAACAAGUACACUGACAUACAUAAAUUUUCCAUUAUAUUUACCUGUAUUUAUUAUAUAAUGAAAAAAAAAAUCAUUUAUGAACAUGUUAUAAUUAUUUUUAUUUGAGCAGCAAACACCUUACUAAUUGUUUUUAGUUUACUAUUAAAAUAUUACAACUAUAAAAUGUUUGUUCAGGAGAAAUUUUGCUUUACAAUGAAAGAAUAUUUUAAGGUACAGAUUCUAAUAAAAAUCAUUAAUAA